AUGAGUGAAGAAGAUCUAGCGAUGUUCGAGGGAUCGGAAUUUGAGAUUAGAACAACCUACCCCGCCGAGGAGAGCUACGAGAGUAGUAAUAAAUAUAACGACCUGUCACCAGUGACAGACGUGGUGUCGGUAUUGCACGUAUCUAAGAAAAUCAUCAUGGCUGUAAUUACUUCAAAAACCACUGUGCAUCUGCGCACAGACCGAUCAAUCACGCAGUUGAUGUUGGAAAAUGCAUCAAACACAGAUCCAACAAAAGUUAUUUGCGAAGAUACCUUGACCGGCAAGACCUUCACCUACGGUGGACUACGGGAUGAUGCGUUCAAGGCAGCUCAUUCUUUGCGGCAUGGAUACGGCAUCGCACCUGGAGACGUUGUCACGAUUAUAUCUAGAAGCACCGUUGACUAUAUCCUGGCGGCGCAUGCCAUAUGGUCUGCAGGGGCAGUCGUGAGCACGAUCAAUCAUUCGUCCACGCCCAAAGAGCUAGUACAUGCAUUGAGAAUUUUAAAACCCAAAGUCAUUAUCGUAGAUGUUGCGGUACUCAACAAGCUGCAUGGGGCUCUUACUACCCUCGACAUGAAUUCCUCGGUCACCAUCUUCACACUGAUUCAGCGAGAAGCCAACUAUCCAUUGUUCCCGGAGGACCUCGUCAAAUCUUGUCGAAUUGAGUCGGAGGCAUAUGUGCUGGAUGGGAAGGAUGCGCGCAAAUCAUGCGCCGCCAUCGUUCUUUCGAGUGGGACAACAGGUCUUCAAAAGGCUGUGAUGCUUUCCCAUCACAAUCUGGUGGCUAUUUGCGAGCAACUACGAGCCCAUAACCCAGACAACUGGCGAGGUAGCAUGCGAGAGGUGUUUUUUCCGCCUCUAUCGCAUAUAUACGGGCUUUAUGUCUGUGCACUCCUUGGUCCAUGGCUGGGUUACUACGUGUGUUUGUUACCGGCCUUUGACCUUGAGACAUUUUGUCGGCUUCUGCAAGAGAAGCGAGCUACGUUGGCUAGAUUGGUGCCUCCCGUGGCACUUGCGCUUGCAGAGUCUCCAAUCACAGAGAAAUAUAGGUACGACGACCUGGAAUAUUUCUCAUGUUCCGCAGCACCACUCAAGCCGUUGGUUGCAACGAAACUUCGAACCAAGUUUCCCGGUGUCAGUCUUUGCCAAACUUAUGGCUGCACCGAGCUCUCGUCUUGCGUCUCUCAGAGUGGUGUCAGAGAUAAAAACGCGCCCCUUGUUGCUACCGGGACUCUUCUUGCAAACAUGAAAGUUCGAUUUAUUGAUGAAAAUGGAAAAGACGUCUCUCCUCCAAAUGCAGGAGAGAUCUGCGUGUCAUCUCCCACAAUUAUGAUGGGUUACAAAGAUGACCCAAAGGCAACUGAAGAUGCUAUGCUAGAACCAGGGUGGUAUAGGACCGGCGAUAUAGGUUAUCUAAAUUCGGAAGGAUUUCUGAUUAUCGUUGAUCGAAUCAAAGAUGUGAUCAAGUAUAAGGGAUUUCAAGUGAGCCCUACCGAGUUAGAAGAGAUUAUUGGGCAGCAUCCAAUUGUUGCCGAUGCUGCUGUAACAUCUGUAUGGGAUGACACAGAAGCAACGGAGAUUCCUCAAGCAUUUGUGAUUCCAAAGGUAAAAGUCUUUUCCUCGGAGCGUGAAAAGCUAUCACAGGAAAUUCAGAAAAUGGUGGCAUCUAAGGUUUCUGGCUACAAAAGGCUGCGCGGCGGUGUUUUAUUUGUUGACCAGUUGCCACGAAACCCGACGGGCAAGUUGCUAAGGAGAGAGCUGCGCAGUCUGGCAAGACUGAAGGCGCAUAUCUAG
Messenger RNA from Penicillium griseofulvum, 1794 nucleotides. RefSeq lists its product as uncharacterized. Gene Ontology annotation, molecular function: CoA-ligase activity. Lineage: Eukaryota; Fungi; Ascomycota; Eurotiomycetes; Eurotiales; Aspergillaceae. Gene Ontology annotation, biological process: secondary metabolic process. The record is from RefSeq and is a predicted model, not a curated record. The coding region runs from base 1 to 1794 and encodes 597 amino acids. The transcript is spliced from 12 exons.